AUGGAAAUUUAUUAUUUAUUAAUUUAUAAAGAAAUGGAUUAUAAUAAAAUUAAUAAUACAUCAUGUAAUUAUAUUAGUGAUCAAUAGCAAAUAUAUUUAAUGAGUCCUCUUAAUUUGAUUAGUCCAGAUAGGAAGAUGUAUAGAUUGUUUUUAUUUUAAGGUUGUUAAUUUUUUAAGAGAACCAAAGGCAUCCAAGAAAUUAUCCUACUAGUAUCCAGUUGUAGAAGAAGCAUCUUCCUACUGGGAUCGAUUACUAGCAGGAAGAUUAGAUUCGAUCUCAUUAAUACCAACUACUAAAUGUGCUGUGUUUACUUUGUUCCUGAUAUCAUUUUAUAUGGGUUUGUUUGGCUUAAUUUUGUUUGGAGUCUCAACAAAUAUAGUGGAAAUUAGGAUUCCUUACGGUGAAGCAUGUGAUUAAUAAAGCUUUUGCAACAUUACAUUCUUUGUAGAUGAACUGAUGGCCACACCUGUUUAUGUGUAUUACGAGCUCUCCAAUUUCUAUUCUAAUGAUCUGAAGUUUCUAUAUAUUCUUACUUUUAAGUUUCGUUAAGUCUAUCAAUAAGGAUUAGUUAAUGGGUUAUGAUAUUGAUUAGGAAAAGUAUUGUCCAAAUGCUUACUUGCAAUCUCAGAUGAUUAGAUAAAAUAUCAGUGCCAGUGGACACCACCUGUAUUUAGAUAAUGCAAAUCCCUGUGGUUUGGCAGCCAAGUACAUUUUCAAUGGUAAUGUUAAUUGUGAUGAUAUUCAAAAGACACUUUCUAUAUAAUGAACACAGAAAAAUUGACAAUCAAUGUAACCAAUCUUUUGUUGCCCAUGUAUAAGAAGCAGUUCAAAAGACAUGAAUAUUAUUUCAAGCAGUGGUUGGAUGUAGAGAAUGGUAAGAACUCUAAUUAAUUAAUUAGAGCAAGUUGAAAGUUGGUUCAUACCCUAAGUGCAUUCUAGUAGAUUUAUUCUAUAUGGCAUAAUAAAUGGUAAUUUAAAUUAAGGAAGUUAUAAAUUCUACGUAAACAAUUAGUACCCAAUAUCAAUUUUUGGAGGAGAGAAGACACUCAUACUUUAGAGUGCAUCGGAAUUGGGAACCAAAGGGUUAACUAUAGGUUUAGUGCUUCUUGGAGGUAGUGGAUUGAGUGCGCUAUCUUCUCUUAUGUUGUUCAUGUUAAAAAGAAAUAAAUCUAAAACAUAGGUAUAACAAGAAUAAAUUUGA
This is a messenger RNA of Paramecium octaurelia, 1202 nucleotides long. NCBI's taxonomy places the organism in Eukaryota, Ciliophora, Oligohymenophorea, Peniculida, Parameciidae. The record is from the annotation of a GenBank genome assembly.